CACUACAAUACCCAGAAUGCUUAGCGGUGAGGUGGAACGGGAAGUCGUUAAAUUUUGCUAGCGUCACUUUCGCCAAAAACAUUGGUGCAGUGAAGUCUCGUAAAAGAAUUUAUAAAUGGCGUGUCCUGUAAUGCACAACGCCUCAGCAGAGCUGAACCCAGCUCUUCUCUCCCUGAAGUGGCUGCUGGGUUCCUGGGAGAGCGACGAGCCCGGAGAAGGCACCUUUCCGUCCAUCAAACCUUUCCGAUACACCGAGAAACUCCACUUCAGCCACGUGGGGCAGCCGGUCAUCAACUUCAUGUUCAACGCCUUCAAUGCCGAAUCCAACAAGCCUCUUCACAGAGAAUGUGGUUUUAUCCGAAUGCAGCCCGGCACCAACAGAGUGGCUUUCAUCAUUGCACAAAACUCAGGUUUGGUGGAGAUCGAGGAGGGAGAGCUCACAGGGCAGCAGCUGAAGCUCCAGAGCAAACAGGUUGCCAGAAUCUCUUUUGCCAAAGAGCCGCACGUUCAGGAGAUUUGUCGUGUGUUCAAGCUGCAAUCAGAUGGGAGGCUGGAACAGACAGUUUCCAUGGCAACAGACAACCAGCCGCUGACUCAACACUUGCACAUCACCUACCGUCGGGCUUCCUGAGCCAACAAACCGUCGCACCUCUCAUGCAAAGUUAUCCUUAGUCUGGAAAAGACGAGCUUGACGAUAAAUAUUAUAAGUAAAGGAUCUGGAACAUUAAUAUAUUAGCAAUACCAUGAAAUACUUUGAAUGUACACUGUCAUAUUUUUCUCUGGGUAGCUAGUAGAAAAAAUAUUGCACUGUUUGUUGCUGUUUUUUUAAUGGUAAAAAGUAUUUGUUCAUGUUUUGCUUUUUUCAGUUAAGGCGGUGGUGUUUUGUUGUAUAAAAAAGGGAUUUUGUUUUUCAAUAUACUAACUAAAAACGUUCAGUGUUAUUUGUGAGUUGCUGAACAUGUUUACAAUUUGUUCCAUUGAUUUUUUUUUUUUGUUAAUUUUCUAAAAAUGUUAUUGAAUCUUUGUUUGUCUCAAGAAAGUAUCUUAACAGAAGAACUGACUUUUUUUUAAUUAUUUUCUGUAUUCUUUUACAAAUUGACAAUAAAUGAAAUAACCACAAUUUCACAGAAAUUUUGACUU
This is a messenger RNA of Oryzias melastigma (Indian medaka), 1140 nucleotides long. It is a transcript of the gene thap4, whose product is annotated as THAP domain containing 4. The record is from RefSeq and is a predicted model, not a curated record. NCBI's taxonomy places the organism in Eukaryota, Metazoa, Chordata, Actinopteri, Beloniformes, Adrianichthyidae. The coding region runs from base 116 to 631 and encodes 171 amino acids. The transcript has 5 exons.